This is a messenger RNA of Fulvia fulva, 300 nucleotides long. RefSeq lists its product as uncharacterized. Lineage: Eukaryota; Fungi; Ascomycota; Dothideomycetes; Mycosphaerellales; Mycosphaerellaceae. The transcript has 3 exons. The coding region runs from base 1 to 300 and encodes 99 amino acids. The record is from RefSeq and is a predicted model, not a curated record.
AUGAAGUUCACACUCAUCAUCGCGAGCCUGAUGGCAAUCAUCACAUACAGUAUGGCAGUGGCACCUGCUGUUCUCUUCCAACGUACACCACAACGCUUCCAAUGCUACCAAGUCACCUGCUACAAGCCGAACUUCGGAGACGAUCAGUGCAAGAGAGACUGCGGAGGCAUUGAGUGCUCGGCGCAGACCAACAAAUGCGUGGCUGGUUCGAAAAACGGCACCAGCACCAGUACGAGCACCAGCACGAGCACCAGGGCGAGCGUCAGGGCGAGCACGACAUGCAACGACAUGCUGCUAUGA